UUGCAUGAAUCUUCUAUUGGUGCCAGUUAUUUCAAGAUCUAGACUGUAGUGAACGGACGCAUUAUUUAAAUAAUGGAGGAUAUUACGUGAAGUGAAAUGGGAAACUCAGAAAGUGUGGAUGAUGGGGGAUAUGGGAACCAAAUAUCCCCCGGGGUCAGCAGACAGAGCACCCAGAUCAAUGUUCUGCCGGUGGAGGAAGGGAUGGAGAUGCGUAACUUCCGGGAUACACGCCCAAUGUCGCCAUCCGUCAGUCGUCAGACGUUCGCAGAGAGAGCAUGGAAUGAUCAUAAUGGUAGGGACCCUCCCCCCGCCGAGAUGUCCAAUGGAGCGAUGCCUAAAAGAAAGGCGCCUAAUCACCCAGGGAUCAACACAAAGAAGGUUAAAGAAAAACUGGAGAAAGUUAUGGACUAUAUGAAAGCCAAACGUUCCAACACGGAUAUUUCUGUUCCGGCAUCUGCUAGAGACGUUGUGUACGACCUGGACGAGACGUUAGAUCCGGGAGAAUACGUGAGAGACAGUACGAAUAAUAUAAUAAAAAAGUCCCAACUAUUCCCAGAGGAGAAAUAUAACGUGAUUGGGAAGUAUUUCGAGAGGAUGGGUUCCACCUAUAGCGAUAUGACUCCCGAAAGCUCGGAAAGGACACCUUCCCCCGAGGAAUAUGGAGGAUCAAUGAUGAAGAAGCGGCCCCUGGGUGACGACCCACGACCCUCUAGCGUCUUCGAAGAGAAGAAGAAAUCCCUGGAGGAUGAGGAACCGAAGAACAAGCUAGCGUUAUCACAACUGAAUAGAGAGGUUCCUGCGAUACAGUUCGCCACGAUGAAAUUCCACCGGAAGUGUGAGUUUUCUCAUACUCACUUUGUAUACACACGUGACGAAUCGCUACUUCCUGAUAUGCCGCCACCCCAUCCACCUUACACCCGGAAGUCCGAAAUUUUCGAACCAAGACAGUACAGGAAAGUCGACAAGAGAGCCUUGAAGGUUCCUAAAACUUUUCUGAACAAGUUGCUCUGUGAAUUGGUUGGUCACCUGACCGACAACUACAAAAGUGACAUUGCCAAACUUCGAGCACUCUACGUUUGGCUGACUUCUCAAAAUCUUCGAAAACUGAAGCUUCCACUGAAACCAGCACGAGAAGGACACGUAUGGCACUACCUGGAAAAAAUCAAGAAAAAGAAAGGAAACUACGCACAACUUUUCAGUCAUCUUUGCAAUUUGGCUGGUCUCCCCUGCGUUGUAAUACAUGGUUACCUGAAAGGCAGUACAUACGAGAUAGGACAAACUCUGAACAAGGAAUCUCAUUAUGGCGAAUGGAAUGCUGUUCUGGUGGACAACAACUGGCGUCUUAUUAACGCUUAUUGGGGUGCCUGUGCAGUAGAAGGCGAUAGCGACAGUGACAUGACCACCUAUCGUUUGGAUGAAAAUUUCUUUAUGCCUGAUCCUGAUCAACUCGCCUACACACAUUUUCCAGAGGAACAGAAAUGGCAGUUGAUGGAACCUUCCAUGUCCAUUUUUAGCUUUGAAAGGCGUGCAUUCUUAAAGGAACGAUUCUUUGAAUUGGACAUGCGAGUUUUAUCACAUCCAGACUGUGAAUUUAAAGUACACAAUGGGGAAGAUGAAAUCCUGUUUGGAAUGAACGGAGAAAGAGCACCACAUCUUAACUUUAUAUGUUUGAUUUACCUGAAAGAAGAAAAGGAUUAUCGGCUUCUUUACGAUGAUGAGAACAGGUAUCAGCACGAUUUUCUGUACAAACCAAAUGAGGAUUCCUUAUCAGUUAGAAUACGUUUUCCUAAGCGAGGCACAUACCGUGUUGAAAUUGUUGGCAAAGACACAACUAUACAGGAUGAAAACUACGAGUACGACUGGAUUGCUAUUUACAAAGCAACCGUUGUCACCGGACCAAAGAAAUACGCAGCCUUCCCUAAAGCUGCUGAUGUUGGCUGGGGAAAUAGCCCACUUUUACAAGAAUUGGGGCUUACCUCAGCAAACUUUGAACAAAACAGGGCAGUAGUUACUGCAGAGGAAGGAAUGUGCACAAUUGCUUUUAACAUCAACACACCAGAGGCGGAGGAUUUGUCACUAUCUUAUAAAAUGAUAAGCGUCAAUUCUGGACUUGAAGAUGUGGCUAUGGAAUCCGAUGCAUUUGUCAAGGAGGAUGGAAAAUUCCAAUGUUAUAUUAACAUACCACCGGGUGACGAAGGAGCGUUCUGUUUGUUUGCACAAGUUGACGACCCGGAAUAUGGCUCUAUUGAAAAGAACAUUUGCAAUUACCUUAUCUUAUCCACUCCACUGAAAGAACUUGAUCAACAAGAAAAGAAGGAGGUGAAGGUGGUUGAAGAUGUGCUCGACGAUGCUAUUCACUUUAAACAGCUUGAAAUGCUCGAACGUGCUGUUGAUUUGGUCGAAACAAAGAGAGUUGGUCGUCAUAUGUAUAUGAAACUGGAGGAGGCGAAGGAGAACAUAGACCGUCUGAAAAACAUCUCGAAAAUGAUGCACAAGGUUUUGGCUUUAGAUCAGAGGACCAUUGCUGAAAUCCGCUGCUACUCAAAUCCAUCUCCUGAGAUUCAUGCUGUGAUGAAGGCAACUCUGUUGCUAUUGGGGCAUUUCGAGGAAGAAACCCGAGAUUGGAAAAACGUCCAAGCUAUCCUCGGUAAAACAGGCCGUGCAUCACUAAAGAGGAAGAUAAAUAUGUUUGAUAUUAAUCACUGUAAGUUAGACAUAGCUCUUGGAGCCCAAAAACUUCUUGGUGACAUGAAGCUGGAAGACAUAGUGAACCAAAGCUGUGGAGCGGCAACGUUCUAUGAGUGGGUUCAUUUUACUGCGGAGGAAGUUUCUCAUAGAAGACGAGAUGAAAUGAUGCAAGCUGUACCUAUAGUGACGUUAGCAGCAACACGUUUGAAAGCAAAAACAAAAAAUCUGGAUAAAGUGCGAGAAGCAGCAAAUUCUGAUCUUGAGAAUGCAGUUUAUCUGAAACGAGACUCACUUUCCCAAGAACCCCCUGGGUACCAGACUAGCUUUGCAACUAAUAUGCCAGUAUUUAAAGAGGUUAACGAAGAACAGCAGGAGGAGCCUGAUCUUCCAAGCCCUUUUAGUAAAACUCUCAAGAAUCUGAAGAAAAAAACUGAUCCCAAACCAGCAGUAGAAAAUGUAGGAGCAGUUGGUGGAGAGGACUACGUGAUGAUAUCGGACGAACAAGACAUUCCAAAACAGAAAGUCGAGGCUGUUAUUGAACCGCCCAAAGAUAACACAACCAAAUUACCUGGAAAAGGACCAAACAAACCAGUCAACACAAAACCAGCAGGGAAUGCUAAAAAUGGUCAGGAAUCUAAUAUGAACGCACCACAAAAAGGCGCACCCACAAAUAAGAAUUCUUCAUCGCUUCCAGCCCCAAAAUAUGACCGUUUGGUGGAAGAAGUAGGAGGACUAGAUAAACCCCACCCCGAGUUUGCCAAGGAAAUGGAGAAGCUUCCCGAUUCCAGACCUCCUGAACCCCCUGGUGAAGACUCUCUUCUUCCUGGUGAUGAAGAUGACACGUACAUGAAAAUGUGGUUAGCCAGAAGCUAAAGGACUUCGUGGAGGAGCUAUGACAACCGAAAUCAUUGAAGAAAUGAAGAAAAGAUUUACAGACGACGUUGUCAACACCACCAUUGCUCGAACCCGGACUUCCAGACUGUCU
Molecule: messenger RNA, 3673 nt
Organism: Saccostrea echinata
Lineage: Eukaryota; Metazoa; Mollusca; Bivalvia; Ostreida; Ostreidae
Exons: 10
Coding region: 97-3561 (1154 amino acids)
Source: RefSeq, a predicted model, not a curated record